CGAGAAGACGAACAUUCGCGCUAAACACAGGAGUAACAGAGGAUCUGUAACUUUCUCUCAGUACAGUGGAAGUUAUUAUCAGUAAAUUAUUAUUAUUUGUGUGUGUUUGUGUGUGAGAUUGGAUUAGAUCAGACGGAGAGAUGGCGGGCUUCAGUGCAGUUAUGAGAGCUCUGAUCUUCCUCACAUUUUCUCUCCAUCUUUCAUCAGCAGUCACACACUCUCUGCAGUACGUCUACACUGGAGUUACAACAGGAAUAAAUUUCCCAGAAUACACUGCUCUGGGUCAGGUGGAUGGACAGCGGUUUGGUUACUACGACAGUAAGAUCAGGAAAAUGAUCCCGAAGACGGAGUGGAUACAGAAGAUCAAUGCUGAUAAUCCAGAUUACUGGAACAGAGAGACACAGAAGCAGCAGGGUUGGCAGGAGAUCUUCAAAGUCGAUAUGGAUACACUGAUGCAGCGCUUUAAUCAGACUGCAGGAGUUCACACGUGGCAGCUGAUGUACGGAUGUGAGCGUGAUGAUGACGGCACCAUUAGAGGAUACAGUCAGUACGGUUAUGAUGGAGAAGAUUUUGUAAGUUUUGAUCUGAAAUCUCUCACCUGGAUCGCUCCGACACCUCAAGCUCUGAUCACCAAGAACAAGUGGGAUCCUGAUACUGGUUAUAAUAAUAACUGGAAGAACUACCUGGAGAAAGUGUGUAUCGACUGGAUAAAGAAGUACGUGGGUUACGGCAGAGAGACUCUGGAGAGGAAAGUUCCUCCUACAGCGUCAGUGUUCCAGGAAGAAGCCGCCUCUCCAGAGGUGGUGUGUCACGCUACAGGUUUCUUCCCCAAAACAGUGAUGAUCACCUGGCAGAAGGACGGAGAGGACGUGCAUGAGGACGUGGAGCUCAGAGAGACGUUACCCAACCAGGAUGGAAGCUUCCAGAAGAGAAGCAUUCUGACAGUCUCAGCUGAGGAUCUGCAGAAACACACCUACACCUGCGUGAUUCAGCACAGCAGCUUGGAGAAGGAGAUAGUGCUGCAUGACGAGGAUAUUCGAAUCCUGAAACCUGGUGGAGCUCCGAUCGGUAUCAUCGUUGGUGUAGUCGCGGUUCUCCUGGUUCUCGUUGCCGUUAUUGCUGGAAUUGUGGUCUGGAAGAAGAAGAACUCUGGCUUCAAACCUGUUCCACCCAAACCCGCCUCUGAAGGAGAUUCUUCCUCCAACAACUCUUAAAGUGGACUGUGUGUGUUCCCGCUGCACUGAGAGAGAGAGAGGAGGAGAGGGAGAUGAAGACCACACACACACACACACACACACACACACACACACACACACACAUAUUAUUCCAGUGUGUAAUCUUGGUGUAUAAUUUUUCCUGUAUUUGGAUGGAGGAUCUUUUUAUUGUGAAUCUGUUAUUGCUGUAAAAUGGGAUUAUUAGGGAUUGGGGUUAGAGGAUUAUUAUUAUUAUUAUUAUUAUUAUUAUUAUUACUCUGUGUAAAUUCUGGCAGUUUUCUGUGUGAUGGGGUUUGAUGUGAAUCUCAGAUUUAAACCUGUUGUGUAACACGUCUGGAUGAUGAACGCAGCUUUACACUCGACUAAUUUUACAUUCAGUACAACCUCGUACACACUUCCUGAUACACACACACUCUCUGAUUGUGAUUUCCUCAGGCUUGAGAUGUAAUUGUGUUUAAAGCGUUUUGAUGUAAACAGUAUCAGUGUGAUUAUUGUAGUGAAUUUUCACACAGCUGCAGUUGAACAUCAUUAUAUUAUAGUGUGUGUGUUUCAGGAGUGUGUAUGAGCUGCUUUACUCUCUACAUUUCUAAGAUGAUUUAGUGUAGAAUUGAACACAGAUCAUAACGUCAGUACACGAGAGGUUUGAUUGAGAUCUUUUACCUUUUAAUCCACUGACAUUUUCCUCACUGGCCGAACAGGAACCGAAUCUCUCCCACAAUCCCUCUGUUCUGUCUGUAACAAUCUGAACCAACAAUAAAGUCUAUUUUCUUCA
Messenger RNA from Ictalurus furcatus (blue catfish), 1986 nucleotides. Its product is annotated as BOLA class I histocompatibility antigen, alpha chain BL3-7. Lineage: Eukaryota; Metazoa; Chordata; Actinopteri; Siluriformes; Ictaluridae. Gene Ontology annotation, cellular component: external side of plasma membrane. The transcript is spliced from 8 exons. The coding region runs from base 141 to 1214 and encodes 357 amino acids. Gene Ontology annotation, biological process: immune response. The record is from RefSeq and is a predicted model, not a curated record.